AGAUUACAACUGAAAGUCUUGUGAUUGUAAGCACCAAGUGAUGGCAGCAAAAGAAACCAGAGGAGCAUUGCUUUUGCACAUGAGGAUCGUGCUGGUGGGGAAGACUGGAUCAGGAAAAAGUGCAACAGGAAACACCAUCCUGGGAAGAAAUGCUUUGGGAAGAAAUGCUUUUGAAAGCAACGCUUUACCCAGUUGCGUGACUGACAUGUGUGCAAGAGAAGUCGGAAAAGUGGAGGGCAGAGACGUUGCUGUGAUCGACACGCCAGGAAUCUAUAACAGAAACAAGACUGAGGACCAGAUGAGGGAAAUGAUGGCCAACUGCAUCAAGCUGUCCCUCCCUGGACCACACGUGUUCCUGCUGGUGAUCAGACUGGGAGUGAGAUUCACAGAAGAGGAAGAAAAUGCUGUAAAGUGGAUCCAGGACAACUUUGGACAAGACGCGUCACGUUACACGAUUAUAUUGUUCACCCAUGUAGAUCAGCUGAAAGGUAUAACUGUGGAGGAUUGCUUAAAGCAUGAGAGUCUUAAUAGGAUUUACAAUAGCUGCGGAGGAAGGUAUCUGCCACUCAACAACGAUAAUAUAAGUGACAGAGAACAGGUACAACGUCUUCUGGAGAAGAUUGACAGUAUGCUUCAAAGAAACUCAGGAGAGUUUUACACCAACAACAUGUACACAGAGGCUCAGAGAAUGAUCAUAGAAGAGGAGGAGAGAAAGACGCAAGAGGAAAAGAGGAAAAAGGAGGAGGAGAGAAGGAGACAGGAGGAGGAGUGGAGACGGCAGGAAGAGAUACGAAAAGAGGAGGAGAAAAGGAGACCAGAAGAAGAGGAUGGGAUCAGGAAAUGUUGUUUGAGUUGUUUGAGUUGUUUGAGCUUCUAUGCAGAUACAGAUCCAGAUCGAGAAAGAGAAACACUUCUGGGUCAUUCUGUGCCAAAUCAACAGAUGCCUUCCGCCUGA
Molecule: messenger RNA, 955 nt
Organism: Alosa alosa (allis shad)
Lineage: Eukaryota; Metazoa; Chordata; Actinopteri; Clupeiformes; Clupeidae
Product: GTPase IMAP family member 9-like
Exons: 2
Coding region: 41-955 (304 amino acids)
Molecular function (GO): GTP binding
Source: RefSeq, a predicted model, not a curated record